AUGAGUCCUGCGCACGAUUUGUCGUACGUUUUCAUCCUUCCUCGCCUGGAAGAACACGCGGAUGCCUUUCCCAACAGUCCGCCCGAACUGCAGCGCCAGACCUGUCUGGAUGCCUGUUCUUUCGCCAGAGAGGAGUAUUUGGAGACGGCGGCGAUUCUGGCGGGCUCCAAACAGGCCGUUUGCCCACUGCCCUCCAGCUGGCCCGAGUCCUGCCAACAGGUGUGUGUCACGGAUGCGGACUGCCAUCCGCCGAGGGUUACUCGUUGCUGUCAGAGCGACGUCUGUGCACGCAGUAAUGGCGGCGGAGGUGGUGGUGGCGUUCUCCGUUUCGCCGGAUCUGUCUCCCAGACUCCGCCCACUGGUGUCUGCAUGCAGGUGGUGACCACGAUAAAAGGUACGCAUAAUAACGAUACCAAUAAUCAGCAUCACCAUCACCACCAUCGUCAUCGGCAUCAUCAUAAUUACAACCAUUGCUAUCAUUAUCACGUUUCAGUCAUAAUUGCAUCCUGUAAAAAACAUUAUAAGAAGCGCACACGUCACUAUCGUAGUGAUAACUGA
Messenger RNA from Dibothriocephalus latus, 558 nucleotides. NCBI's taxonomy places the organism in Eukaryota, Metazoa, Platyhelminthes, Cestoda, Diphyllobothriidea, Diphyllobothriidae. The record is from the annotation of a GenBank genome assembly.